Gasterosteus aculeatus aculeatus (three-spined stickleback) is the source of this 2986-nucleotide messenger RNA. Lineage: Eukaryota; Metazoa; Chordata; Actinopteri; Perciformes; Gasterosteidae. The record is from RefSeq and is a predicted model, not a curated record.
CAGAGCAUCUGGUUUUUCACAGAAUAAACCCACCUGGAAUGCUGAAGGGAGACUGUCAUAUUUCAGUGUGUAACAUUCGCAGUUAACUUAAGUUUUACUAUAGCAUGUUUAUUUAUAAUAAUUCUUUCAUUCAUGUAAGUUAUAGAGCAUGCGCGGUCGAUACAUGUGUCCCUCUAUUGACUAAGGGUUGCCAUGCCUCUUUGAAUAUCGCCAUGUUGAAGGCACCUUCCGAUCAUAUGAACAACCUGCCGUUCCACCGGCUGCAUGCUUAUGAAUAAUUAUGUUAUGUUCUAAAUAAUAGAAGAGUGUUCUAAAAUAGGUAAGAGAUUUCCAUUUACAAAUAUACAUCAAGAAAUGCUGCAUGUUGAAAUGACGUAAUUUCCAGACUUUUGGGAGAGCCUUUUGGUACGUUCACAAAAUCGGAGAUUACACUACCGAAUCAAAUCAAAUCCUCACUAUAACCGAUAAAAUAACCGGGAGGUGUUAUUGGACUUCGAUUCACGAUUCCUGAGAUGAAAUGAGAAUUGAACACAGAUGAUGAUUCCAAAGAAUGACGUUUAAUAACCAGCAGCAGUUGGCAGUAUUUGCUCCAGCUUCUCUCGUCUCGCACAGAAGCUGAGUUUCCCCAGUGCUCGUAAACGCUACCGGUCAGGUAAGAAGGACCGAGUCGGACGGAUAAAGACCCGCCGAGGAGCCUCCAUCGCCCCACCCCGUGAGUUCUGGUGAUGCUUCCUCAUCUUCUGCUGCUCGCUGCUCUGCUCGCUGCUUGUUCAGGCCCGAGGGAAGAUGGCCCAUCGGAGACGGUCCAGGUCCAGGCUUUGGCCGGGGACGACAUCCUUCUCCCCUGCAGCUAUCGCGUCCCGCCCAGCAAUGAGUUACCCACAGUGGAGUGGUCCAAGAAGGGCCUGGAGCCCAACGUGGUCCUCCUGUACCGUGACGGCUGCGAGACGCCGGAGAUGAAAAAUCCGGCGUUCUGGUAUCGGACCAGCCUCGUGACCAAAGAGCUGACGCUCGGGAACAUCUCGCUGAGGAUCGGCGACGUGCGUCUGUCCGAUGCCGGGAGCUACCGGUGCACGAGGCUGUGGAAGAACCUCCCCCGGGACGUCACGGAGGUGCAGCUCGUCGUAGGCGCCGCGUCAGAGCCCAAGCUGUCCGUCACGAGGCCCGCGGGAGGAGGCGUGGCUCUGCAGUGCACCGCCGACUGCUGGCUGCCGGAGCCCCGGAUCUCCUUUCUGGACGGGAGGGGGGACGUCAUCGAGGCCGACGAACCCAAGAGAGACCAGGACGCCCGCGGAUGUUUCUCCGUGGGACUGACGGCGACCCUCCAGGACGCCAGCGGCAGGGUCACCUGCAGAGUUCACCAGGCGGACAUCAACCAGACCCGGGAGGUGGAGGAGACGCUGCCAGAUGUGGGGGGGUCCUGCUUCCUGACCGGCCUCCUCUCCUGUGUUGGGACCACUUGUCUUCUUCUCACUUUGUUUGGUUUAGCGUCGUUCUUCUGCAGGCGUCACAAAUCUCGAGGCGGCUUCUUCUCCCCAAAUAAAGGCUCCUCUGAAGGCCAGUCGAUGCUGACGUCUGGUCCGUAUGCCGAGGAUGAGAACAAGAGGAACGCCGUCGUGGAGGCGGAGGUGAAGCAGCUCAGGUUAACGGUCGCUGAGCAGGCAGACACCAUCCACCAGCUCCUCCACAACAACAACAACAACAACAACAACGGCGACGACGGAGCCCGGCUGGACGCUGUCGUUUGCCACACCGAUCGGCCGGCGUGUCCCGAGAGUCCCGCGGCCUCGCCGCCCGCAGACGCCCCGCAUGCCCUCAAACGCAGACACAGCAGCCCGCCCCGCCUCACCCCGCACGCCAUCGCCAUCGCCGCCGCCCCUCCGCUGACGAGGCCCCGCCGCCUCAGCCGCUCGCUGAGCGAGCCCUUCGCCGGGCGCGAAAGGGUCCAGCGGCGCCACUCGGUGGCGUCUGCGGCCCUGCAGCGCGUGGCGGAGGAGUCGGAGGUGUUGCUCCCGCGCGAGGAGCCGGAUGGUCUCGUUUGUGAUUUUACCGAAAUGUUGAGCGAUUCCUGCCUCCAGGUCGUCCCUGACCGCUCCCAGUUCUUCAGGUACAGCUCCAUCUCUCUGAGCUGCGCGGGUCCGUGGAACUCCACCGGCUGGACGGUGAAGAGGAAGACCUCGGGUGGGGGGGUCCGACCCUGCGCCUCCGGCUGGGGCGCCGCCUCCUCGGGCUCCAGCUGCGUCAUCAGCAACGCGUACCCGUCCGACACCGGGGUGUACUGGUGCGAGUCCGGGGACGGGAGCCGGAGCAACGGGGUCAACAUCACCGUCACUGAGAGACAGAUGUACCCCAACGUGACACACAACGCCGGUCACCAACUUAUCUCCGCAGGUUCCCUGCUGCCUCCGUCCUCGCUGCCUCCACCCUCGCUGCCUCCAUCCUCGCUGCCUCCACCCUCGCUGCCUCCGUCCUCGCUGCCUCCACCUGCAGCCUCCUGGUCAGUGUCGGUCCCCCGGCUGGUGGUGCACCUGUUGGUGGGAGCCCCUUACCUGCUGUCCACCAUCUUACUGGGCCUCGUUUGCAGGGACAAGAACAGAGCAGCUCGGACGGCAGCGCAGAGAAGAGGAAGCAACGUCAUCAUGGAAACAGUUGCAUAGACCCUCAAACUGGUCAAACUGGUAACCAGAUUCUGCCUUUUAUGUAUUUUUUGUGUUUGGAGCGGAUCACCGCUUCAGUGCUUUAUUCUUCUCUCAUGUUUGUUACGUUGCCUUUAAUUUACCGACAGGAAACGUCACAGCGCUUAGCGCUGGUUUACGGGUCACCUGUGGUGAGAUUAUUGCUCUGAAACAAGUGCCUCUUCUAAGGAAACAGGAAACAUUGGGCCACUUAAAAAAAAACCACAGGCAGCCGGAUGGAGCUCAGUGAACAGAGACGUGUGCGUUUGAGGUGUAAAUGUAUUAAAAAGUGUUUUUUGGAUAAAUGGAAA